Physcomitrium patens is the source of this 1171-nucleotide messenger RNA. RefSeq lists its product as uncharacterized. The record is from RefSeq and is a predicted model, not a curated record. Lineage: Eukaryota; Viridiplantae; Streptophyta; Bryopsida; Funariales; Funariaceae.
CGGUGGGAAUUGAAAGAUGUCAGAUGUUGACGACCUUUAAAGACGAGCUUACAUUUGUGACUUAGUCUUGGAUCCUGGUUGGACCAAAGGCAGCGGUCCUGCUCCAUCGGCAGGGCGAAAAUUGUCAGAGUACGGAAUUUCCAUAGGUGCGAGCAUGAAACUGCUUCCUAAGAUUGUUCUCCACUACUCUCUUGAUUCAGUCGACAUGAGGGCGUUUGCUCGACACGAGCUUGGAUUGUUAGGAAGGCUGUUUUGCAGCUAUGGCUCUAGGUUUGAUUCUUCCCAUGCGGCUGUCUCCACCUGCAGGUGCUGAAACACGAGGAGCAGAACACUUGUCUUCAGUUCAUUUAGCAAUCUGAGAAGAAAUCACAUCCUCGAUCAAAUGGAAUAUGGACGGGGACCUGGUGACCGGCGGGGGCCGUAUGAUGGAUAUUACUACAACUAUCCUCCAGGUGGGCGGGGAAGCUCAACAGUGUCUUCAUCAUCAUCGUCAUCGUCAUCAACGAAGGGUGUGCCAGUUUGGGGGCUGGUCUUGAUUGUGCUCGCCUCAGGGUUCACCACUCUCUUCCUUCUGUGGCUGUGCAUCAGAUUGAUAGUCCGCAGGAGGUAUGCCAGGCGGGUAGCAAACGACCUAGAGCGUCAGACCCAGGCCCAGAUGGAUGGGGAAGCGCUGCAUGACGCUGCUGGGUUGAAUGCCGUGGACCUCGGUGCCAAAGAUGGUUACUCCGAUCCCAAGAAGUGCACUACAAGCGUGGAGCUGACUUACGUGGUCAUGGCUGGGGAGGAUCAGCCAAGCUACCUGGCUCGCGCAAUCAAAACAACGGAGGAAUCGGUAGGAUCUGAGCAACCCUCUUUGUCUCCAAAGAAAGGCGAUGCAUCUGAAGUUCCUGAGGAUCCAGAGAAAACCCGUCCUUCGUGAUACUUCCCACUUUCGGAAUAGUUUUUUGUGUGCUCCUAUUUUGUGCUCCACUAGCCUCUUCUUAGUCCUGCUGACUUUGCUUGUGCUCGGAGAAGACAAGGAUUGGAGCUCUUGUAUCGUGAAUUGUUUGAUGCUCGAUUUCGUAAGGCCGAACAUACUGAAACUCGUUGGAAGAGUACAUUGAAAAAAUAUGCACAUCUUCUUGUCUUUGCAAUAAACUGUGAAUAUCCUAGAAUCAAUGCUUUUAUGGCA